AUGGAUAUUGAACAUGAAACUAAAAAUCAGAUAUAUUCAACACGAAUUAUUAUUUCCUUAUUAAUUGUGUUAGUGAUAGUUCUUGCCAUCUAUACUGGAAUACAGCAGCAGACAAUAUUAGUUACAAUUCAAUCACCAUCUGUUGAACAAUUUAAUACAGUAGCAUACAAUUAUCCAAACACACUUAUUUGUCCUUGUUCAAAUUUAGCAAUAGAAUACAAUACAUUUAUAACAUUUAAUCUUGAGUAUCAUCAGAUAUGUUCAAGUGAUUUCAUUACUCCGGCGUGGAUCAGUUAUGUCGGUUAUUCUCACAACAUUAUUAUGAUCCACAAUCAUCUUGAUUUUCGUUCCGCAGGUAAUGGACUAUUUAUAUUGCUCGCUGAUUUUUGUAAAUUGGUAAAUCAAACAAUCGAUGAUGCUCUAAUCGUUUUUAAAUCAACCCAAUUCAUUUCUUCAAACGCCAUAUCGUCAACUCUUUUUAAUAUUCAGGUCAAUGCUUUAAUCGAUUUAUUCAUUCAAACGACAACAGAUACAUUUGGACGAUCAUUAAGUAUUGUACGUCAAACAACACAGGCAAAUCGCAUCAUGUCGGGUACACUCACAAGUUGGACCAUCUUAUUCGAAACGAACACAAGCAUACCGAUAAUGAUUGCACAAAAAUAUGGAACGUGUGAUUGUGGUAGUUCACCAUCUUGUUUUACACCGGCAGGAUUCUAUGAUGAGAACAUAUACAUAUUAAACUCAACAGUUCCAGGCUUUUAUUCGGGUUGUUAUAUACUUGAAUCAUUGUUCAAAUCAAAUUUCGAAUGUUUAUUUAAUGAAGCAUGUUUAAAUAAUUCAAUUAAAUUCCACCUGGAUGUAGUGUCGACAAUAAAUAUUCGUGUAUUAAAUAUAUCCGCAGCCACCAUCUAUAAGCCAAAUACUUCAAUCGAACAAAUUGUAUUAAAUAUGAUGAUAGAACAAUGGAAUCCAAACUCGUUUCAUAAAUCAUAUUAUGAUAAAUGUAAACCAAACUAUUGCACCUACACAUAUGUUAAGCGAUUUGGCAUAGUUUAUAUUAUAACAACAAUACUCGCAUUAAUUGGUGGUCUAAUUACAGUUCUUCAAAUUUUAGUAAUACGAAUUAUAGCAUUUAUACGCGCCAAAAAGAAACCCAUUGUUUCAACAAGAAGAGGCUUUAUGUCUCGUGACAUAAAAGGAAGAUAUGUCAUUGUUUGGUAUUUCUAUUCUUGUUAUGGUAGUGAUUACUUACAUGAUGAUGAACGAUGUGUUUGGUCAUUAAGAAAAAUAUUAACUGAGAGUAUCAUAUUGGCGAUCAUUGUAGCGGUUUUCGUUGGUAUAGGAGUAUCAUUGUCGUAG
This is a messenger RNA of Didymodactylos carnosus, 1359 nucleotides long. The record is from the annotation of a GenBank genome assembly. NCBI's taxonomy places the organism in Eukaryota, Metazoa, Rotifera, Eurotatoria, Philodinida, Philodinidae.